Apis florea (little honeybee) is the source of this 2210-nucleotide messenger RNA. It is a transcript of the gene Zyx, whose product is annotated as lipoma-preferred partner zyxin. Gene Ontology annotation, cellular component: focal adhesion; stress fiber. Gene Ontology annotation, biological process: cell-cell adhesion. The record is from RefSeq and is a predicted model, not a curated record. Lineage: Eukaryota; Metazoa; Arthropoda; Insecta; Hymenoptera; Apidae.
CAAAUGUGCAUCAAAUGAACUUAUAACAUUUGGAUCAGAGACAUUUUUUUUUUCAUUUAAUUGAACUAUAUAAUAAUGUGCAAUAUUGUGAUGUACAAUUUAGGGUGUGGUGAAGUUUGUUUGAAAAUAAAUGUGUUGUAAUUGCCCAAAUCUCUUCACAAAAUAAUAAAGAAUUAUUAAUUAGACUAUUCAAAUAUGUACAUACAUUAAAAUUAUCGAUAAUUUCUUUUUUUUUUAAGCAAUAAACACGCUAUCUUAAUUAUUGGUUGAAUGUUGAAAACUAUAAAAGAGAAAGAAAACUAUAGUUAUUAAAAUUUAUAUAUACGAAAAAGUCAUUGUAAAGGAAUUUUUAGAGCUACAAGAUAAGAGAUUUAUGAGUCAGCCAUUCAGUUGUGUCACGGUUAAGUGCAGAGCAUAUCUGAUUUUCUUAAAAAUUUUUUAUUUAUUUUGAUUUCGAAAAAAUUAUUUUAUACAAAACAUUUACAAAAAAAAAUAACGGUUUAUUAACUUACCAGGUAAGAUUAAUGAUUUUUUCAAUGGUAAAAAUGUCUAAUGUUAGUAAUUUGGAGCAACAAAUUGCAAAUUUGCAAAUUAAUCAUGGAGAUGGUAUUAAAACUAUCAAAUCUGGAAAAAAAGUUGGACCAGCUGUACCUCCAAAACCAAAAAAAUCUCAGCCACAGGUACCACAAAGUUAUACCAUAAAGGCUGCAUCUGUGCCAUCAUAUAGUACAGUACUUAAUAAUUCUGGACAAAAUGAAAAACCAUCAAAUUUGUAUGUAAAUUCUCCUUCACCAUAUGUGCUAUUAAAUAUGGAGAAAAAUGAUUUUUCAUCUACUGCAAAUGGAAAAGAUAUUUCCAAAAAUUAUCAGAAUAACGAAAAUUUCUAUAUUCAUCAAUCAGAUGAGAAAUUUGAGCCAAAAUAUGGAUAUGAUGAAAAAAAUCAUUAUUCAAAUAUUAGCAAUAUGCCAGCUCCUCAAGUUCCAAUUGAAGAUCAUUCAAGAUCAACAAGAAACAUUGUAUAUAGCAAUAUAGAUCCUCCAAUAUCUAUACCAAUUAAUAAAACAACUAAAACUGAAAAAGACAUAAUUUAUAGCAAUAUUCAAUGGAAUUCUAAGCCAGAAAACACAUAUUGUAAUAUUUCUUCUGCACAUAGUAAUGAUGAUUUACCACCACCACCAGAACCUUCCGAAUAUGUUCCAUGUGUACCAGGUAGUUCUUUUCCACCACCACCAGAAGAAUUACCACCUCCACCAAGUCCAGUAUCGUCUAGUUAUAGUGAAUUAAGACGUGCUACUUAUCAAACUGAUUUUCCAUCUGAUAAUUAUCCAAAUGAUAUUUAUGGUCCAAGUUCACAAUCCAGUUCUACAUAUGAAUCUAUAUAUGAACCAAUUAAUCCUAGACCACCAUCACAAUUAUCUUGUAAUUAUUCUAUGUACUCUGGUUAUGGAUCUGCUACAUCUACCCAACCUCAAGGAAAAGUAUCUCCCGUUAAAGAAGUGGAUGUUCUCACUGAUCUGUUGGUUCAAGGAAUGGAAGAUAAUGCCGAAGAUAAUGAUAUAUAUGGAAUUUGUGCACAAUGUGGUCGUAAAGUUGAAGGCGAAGGUACCGGUUGUUCCGCGAUGGAUAAGGUGUUUCAUAUUGAUUGUUUCUGUUGUUAUGUUUGUAAAGUUAAUCUACAGGGUAAACCUUUUUAUUCACUUGAAAACAAACCUUAUUGCGAAGAGGAUUACUUAAAUACUUUAGAAAAGUGUUGUGUUUGCACAAGACCAAUACUUGAUAGAAUAUUAAGAGCCACUGGAAAACCUUAUCAUCCAUCCUGUUUUACAUGUGUAGUUUGUGGACAAAGUUUGGAUGGCAUACCAUUUACAGUAGAUGCUACAAAUCAAAUUCAUUGUAUACAAUGUUUCCACAAAAAAUUUGCACCUCGUUGUUGCGUUUGUAAGUUACCAAUUAUGCCAGAACCAGGUCAAGAUGAAACUGUACGUGUUGUAGCACUAGAUCGUAGUUUUCAUAUUCAGUGCUAUAAAUGUGAAGAUUGUGGAUUGAUUUUAUCUUCUGAUUCUGAAGGACGUGGCUGCUAUCCUUUGGAUGAUCAUGUAUUAUGCAAAAGUUGUAAUGCUACUCGUGUGCAAGCAUUAACAUCACAUAUGACAACUGAAUUAUAAAUGGCAUAAAUAUAAUAAUUACAAUUAUAUAUUAAAUUGUCAAAU